Molecule: messenger RNA, 3750 nt
Organism: Closterium sp. NIES-65
Lineage: Eukaryota; Viridiplantae; Streptophyta; Zygnematophyceae; Desmidiales; Closteriaceae
Source: the annotation of a GenBank genome assembly
AUGCUCGCGCCAGCGGGUGCGACACUGGCGAAACCCGCGGUCGCGACAGCAGGAGGAGCGGCGUCGCCUGCUGACGUGUCAAUAAAGGACGGGGUCACGGGGGUUUCGGACACCCUACUGGCAGCUGAUGGGUCCCGGUUUCUACGGCUGUCUUCCGCCUUUUCCACGUCGUCUAAUGGCGACGGCGCUUCUGGUAGCAGCAAUAGUAGUAGCGAUGGUACUACUCGCCCGUUUGGCGGCCCUGGCGUGGCGCAAGCGCUGUGCGAACUCAAACCUGCGGUGCCGACUAGCAAUGCGUCACGGCAGGCGCAGCAGCAGCAGCAGUCCCCGCGCCAGCUGUCGCUCUCGUUCUUUGCGCGCGCCAGCCUGUGCGCGGAGGGGGAAGGGGGCGCGGAAGGGGAGGCGGAGCGGCUGCUGAAGGUGCUGCUGCUGGCAGUUCCGCUGAACGCUUCCGCCGCAGCAGCAGCAGGGGAAGGGGGAGCAGCUGGAGGAGGGGCGGGGGAGCAGGUGUGGGGAGAGUGGCGGGUGGGUGUGCCGUGUGGGGCGAGCAGCGCGAUGGCAGCGGCAGCAGGGGAGGGUGUGGGGGGAUCACGGGUUGCAGCAGCGCGGACAGUGCAAGCAGCUGGUGCGGAAUCGGAAUCCCUCACUGCGGCAGCGGCAGGGGAGGGUGUGGGAGCAAGGCCGGGAGCAGCCGCGUUCACUGUUGCUGCGAGUACGGGAGGGGGAGCAGGAGCGGGAGCGAAGGUGGGAGUGAAGAGAGAGGGAGUGGCGUUGGAAGCGGGGACCACUGCCAUCGACCUUGCAUCUGUCAUGCCCACUCGCACCAACCCCUCCCCUCUCAAGUCCUUCACCCACUGGCCGCUCUCCAGCUCUCACCCGCUCCUCACAGCCGGCUCAGCGCGCCGCAACCGCUCCUCCCUCUCCCUCACCACACUCUCCGACCUCAACUCUGCUGCUCUUGCUCUUCACCCCGCCCCCUUCGCCCUGCUCGACCCCGCCACGCCCUCCUCCCCCUGCCGCCCCUUCUCCUUCUCCACCUCCUUCACCUUCCGCAUCUCCCCCAACGCCGCCGGGCUGGGCGGCGAGGGCUUGGCGUUUGUGAUGCUGCCGUCUCCCACGCUUGGCCUUCCGGGGCCGUCCCUGGGCUACGGCCGCCUGCUGCUGCCCCCGGGGAGUACAAUUGGUGCUGAUGAUUCCGGCUCCAUUGGUGCAGUGUCAUCUCAGCAGAGGAGCCUGGCAGUGGAGUUUGACACAUCCUCUUCCCCUGAAUUCUUCGACCGGUCCGACCACCACGUGGGGGUGAACCUGCACGGCAGCAUGCUCUCUCUCACCUCUGCCCCCGUGCACCCCCUCGGCAUUCCGUCCCUCAACGCCGGUCAAACCCUCUUCGCCAUCAUCCACUACAACGCCUCCUCCUCCCUCCUCACCUGGCUGGGGGGGAACGACCCGGUGGCAGCAGCGCCCCCCCCGCUGCUGUUUGUGGGAUUCACAGCGGCCACGGGCAAGGGGGCGGAGCAGGCUCAGGCGCACGAGGUGCUGGGGUGGACGUUCCAAGUCGAAGAGGCAGCGGAGGAUCCGCUUCCGUUUUGGGCGGUAGACUCGUUCUCCUUCCCCUACAUCACGCCAGCCACUCCCCUGCUGACACGUGGCAGCACACGGAAGCGUUUCUUCGCUGCUGACCUUUCCGUUGCUUCUGCUGACGCACCUGCCCAGUGGGACCCAUCUAGCCCCGUGCCUCACACCCUCUCUCUCCUCACCUCACCCUCUGCCUGCCUCACACCCUUCAUCCCUCCCCAUCAGACACCGACCCCUGCAAGGCCUCUCCAGUGCUCCCCUGUGGCACGGGUGCAUGCACCAAGGCACCUGCCCAGUGGGACCCGUCUAUCCUCGUGCCUCACACCCUCGCUCUCUUCACUCCCCCCCUGCCGCAGACCCUUUUUCCUCACGUUCCUUUGCUCUCCAUAUCCCCCCUCCCCAUCAGACACCGACCCCUGCAAGGGUUCUCCAGUGCUCCCCUGUGGCAUGGGUGCAUGCACCAAGGCACCUGCCCCGUGGGACCCGUCUGUCCUCCUGCCCUCCUGCAAGUGCCCUUUCAAUCUCCCCUCCUUCCAACCUUCUCAUCUUACCGGCCUGCCCUCCUGCUUCCCUGGUGAGACGUGGAGUGGGGUAGGCAAGGUGUGGAGUGCGGUAGGCAAGGUGUGGAGUGCGGUAGGCAAGGUGUGGAGUGCGGUCGGCAAAAGGUGGAGUGGGGUUGGCAAGAGGUGGAGUGUGGUAGGUGAGACGUGGAGUGCGGUAGGCAAGAGGUGGAGUGUGGUAGGUGGAGUGUGUAUCCCCUUUUAUCCUCUCCUCUCCUUUCUCUCCCACCACCUUUUCCCUCUCCGGCUCAUCCCCUUCCUCCUCAUUUCCGCUUGCUCCUCCUUUCUCAACCCAUGUGCCCCUGGGGUGUGCAUUGACGUUGUGCUGGUGUGCUGUUCACUCACUCCUGUUCUCUUCCCACUCCCCCCAUUCUCGUCCCCACCCCACCCCUCUCUCCCUCUCUUAACCAGAUUCCUUCACGUGUCUCCAGCUCCCCGCCAACCCAUGUGCCCCGGGGAGGCCUACACGUGUCGCCAGCUCGCCAGCAACCCAUGUGCCCCGGGGGUGUGCAUUGACGACAUAGACGGCACCUACUCCUGCCUCUGCCCCUCGCCCUACUUCCCCUUCUAUUUCUACCCCAAAGUCUCUGCCCGCUGUUACCAGUUGCAAUUGAUCGAGGUUCGAAUGCCCACCUUCCUGUCUCCAUACGGCCUCACAUGCCCUCUCAUCCUCAACACCUAUGGGCUCACCCAAGCGGACUUCUUCAGCCAAAACAAGGGGUUCCAGCGCAGAGCGCCCAUCCCUGUAGACACUCUGGUUAACAUCACCAGCCGGGCUUUCUCCCAAUGCACUGCCAUGUACACUGCUAAUUAUGGUGACACGUGUGAUUCACUCAAUGCCCUCUUCUCCACGCAGAUACAGCCGCUCAACCCCGCGCUCAGCUGCUCUGACGGGCCCAGGCCCAGCCAGCUCCUAUGUGUGGACUUCAACCAAACGUGGCUAGAACAGGGAAAAACCCGCGUACCAUGCGACCUCUUAGCCCAAAUCACCCCAACAGCAACCGGAGCCACACCCAGCCCUCCACCACCUCCUCCUCUAGCCAAUUACACGAGUGACGGAGCGCUGGUGACUGUGGUGCAGGGCCCGCAGAGCUGCCAGCAGCUGUGGCGGGCGUUUGCCAUCGCUUCCCCCACGCGCUUCUUCCAGAUGAAUCCCGGCCUCUCGUGCGACUCUCUGCUGCCGCACAGCCCCCUGCAGGGGAAUAUGAUGAGGAAGGUUUGUGUUGCUGCUACCGACUCUCGACCGAGGGGCGGCAGGAGGAAGGGGAUUCGGGAAGACACGGGGCGGGCGGGGGGUAUGGUGAUUGGCAUGGUCAGGGCGGAGUUGGGCAGGCAGGGCACUGGACAGGGCAGGGAGGAGUGGGGACAGGCAAGUGGGGACUUGGGCAAUGGGCAGGGAGGGAGCGGCAGCAAGAGGAACGCGAUUUGGGAAGAGACAGGGGGGCCAUGCAACCCAGCGCACCUUGCUCAUCAUGUUGCCCUGCAGGGGGCUGUGUGGAAGCAGCGAGUUGCAGGAGACGCCGGGAUUCAUCUGGAAGAAGCGCGUGGGGGAGGAGAUGGCAAACGCCCGCCACAGCUGCUGGCAGCUCUGCGGGCCCUGCAGCACAGUCACUAA